GGAAAAAAUCUCACAUGUGGAGCACGAAUAUUGAAGUUGCGGUCUCCUUUUAUUAGAAAAUUAACCUCUUCUCUUGAUGAGCGUAUUAAUACAUAUUUUAAUAGUUUUCUGCGCAUUAUAAAGAGGACAUCUGUUCCGAUUGAUAUUAUUUUACUUCCGGAUCGAGAAGUGCCUUUUGUAGUGGGAAGAAGAACUCAUCGAAAGUAAGGCGUGCAUGUAUUUACAUGAAUGAAAAAUUACAUGGAUGAUGGAAACAACCUUUCAGGGAAAAAUCAAAAAGAAAAACAAGGAGAAGAAGAACACAACAUCGAACGAGACAACUCCUUCUUCUGUUCUGACUUUUAAUGGUGUUGUGGGAAAAUGUUUAGAUUAUAUGUCUGGAGACGAAGCACAAAAGAAAAAAAAGAAACACAAGCAGGUUUUAGGUGAUGAGUUCCAAGAAAGGGAAUCCCUUAGGGAAACAGAAAAGAGACAUAAAAAGAAAGAGGGUGGUUUUACUUUUGCACCAGUGGAGGAGUGUGGCACACUUGGAGAUCUUCACAUAAAGAAGAAGAAGAAGAAGAGGAAGAGGGUAGCAGAGACUGAAGAAUGUCACAUGGGUGAAGUGACCGGCUAUGGAAACCAAGAUGAAACGGGAGCAAUGACAGAGAAGUAUGCCCGAGUCAAGAAAUACAGAAAACGGAGACAAGAAGAGAUACAGGAAAGUCCUGAUGAGACAGAGGGGAGAUGGCAAGUGGAUCAAGCUAGUGAACAAGUGAAGGAGCUUGACACACCAAGAGAGGAGCACAAAAAGAAGAAAAACAAGAAACAACAUAGGGAUGAUAGCUUUGAGCACGCAGUGGAGAGUGAAUUUGUACGUGAUGCUAGAAAGAAGAAAAAACAAAGGACUUUGAAUCAUCAAGAGCUGGAAGAGAACGGCUACACAUCUCAUGAUCAGCAAGUUCAUGGUGGAGUGGCUGAAAUAAGGAAAACAAACAAAGGCCACGAGUCACCUCUAAAUGAUAACAACUUUAGAGAACUGAGUAAAUCUAGCAAAAAGAAAAAGAAAAAGCGGCAUACACAGGCUAGUCCUGAUGAAGUGAUGAUGUCAGAGUUGCUUUCUGAUCAGCAAGGAGAGAACGAAAAUGAUCAGCUUGCAAGGACAGAUGUUGAAAAUCUCACAGAGGCCCUUGGUGUUGGUACAACGGAAAUUAGUAGUUUUGACCAGCCAUCCCAUAAACGCAAAAAACAAAAACGCAGUCAGAAGAGGGGAGCUUCUGAAGUUGCUGAUUCGACUACAGCGCAGACAGGCCAACUAGAACUAGACAGUCCUGAAGGGUAUGAGGAGCCCACUGAUGCAGAAGACUUAAUAAAUGAAUUGGAAAAAUAUGUUCCCUGUGUGAGGAAGUAUAGCAAACGCCUAAUUCUUGGUAUGUUUAAAUACGACCUGGAGCGGUUCAAGAAAUUCCAUGAAGAAGGAAUUUGUAUAAAAUUUGGAAAAUUUGCAAAAGCAGAAAAUGAGAGGUUGAACGCCAACAUAGAAGAUUUAAUGAAACAAACUGGAAUCUCUUCUUCUGAUAAGCUGAUCUUUCCUUCUCGUUACCCAGAAGAAGAGAAAACUAUCAAACGCUUAAGAGAACAGAAUAAUUUUUUUACAAAUCUGGCGGAAGGAAUUCCAAGACCAUGCCAACUUGUUUACAAUCAUGCAAGAAGAAAACUUGAUAAACUGAGUUACAUGGGAAGGUAUACUGAGAGUGAGAUUAAUGAUCUCAAGCGAUUUCAUACUCUGUAUGGAAACAAGUGGAGCAAAUUGUCUUUACUGAUUGGACGAAACCAGCAUUCACUGGAGAUGAAGUGGUCCCAGUUAGGAGACUAUACUAAGGGUCCAUGGACCCCCGUGGAAAAGAAAUCCUUGAUGAAAGCCGUACAAAGCCACUUUAAAAACAGGCUGGAUCCAACAGGUUUUCAAGAAGAACUGGAGCAGGAGUCGGAGGCAAACAAUAAAGAAGAGCACAAGAUCAUACUCACAAAUGAACUGUAUAAGAAUAUUCCAUGGAAGAAGGUUUCUGAACAAGUUAAGACCCGAAAUUGGAUGAGCUGCAGAGUACAGUGGAUGCAAAUACUGCAGAAGAAAAUGCAGAACACGAAAAAUUCAUUCCAAAGCAUCAGCAGUAUUCAUUCCAAAAUCAAGCUCAUUAAAAAGUUAUACCAGAUGAAUGUGGAAGAUGCUUCUGACAUUGACUGGGAGGAGUUAACAGAUAUUAUGGGAGAUGUAACCCCUACCUACACACAAAACUUGUUUAGCAGAUUGAAGAUACUUAAUGUUCCAAACUGGCAGAUGAAGACCUUUCCAGAAAUUAUUGAUUUCCUUUACCUCAAAACCCUUCCACGUUUACAAGAAAAAUUCAAGAAAGUUCAGAAGAAGAAACACAAGCAGCUCCCAGAAUCCGAACAAAGAAAAACAAGCUUCCAGUUUUCUGAAGUUUUUUCCGAGUCUGAAGAGGAAGAACUUUUAGAGUAAGAAAGUGGUGGCGCUCUUCAUCGUCUGAAUGGUCCAACUAACAUUUGUAAACUGGCACUUUGUGUCCAGGCAAAGGGACAACAGACCCACUCAAGACACCAAGCUUGGAAACAAACUGAUGUGUGCUGCAAGGAAUAACUCGGUGUCUCAUGGCAAGAGGAAUCCCGAGUUUUACAGCCGUUUUUAUAUACUGGGGAUAUUCUUUUAGAUACUUUUAAAACUUUAUAGAACGUUUCUUACAGAGCUUUUGAAGAAGAAUGCCAGUUACUAUUGUAUAAAACUUGUUCACGUUAGACUGUUUAAUGGUCUAAUGUUUUGGUUAUUUUUUUACUAAAGAAAAGCAGAUUUUUCUAUCAUUUAUAAAACAUCUUUUGCUACAACUAGUGUGUGCUUUCAUCUCAAAACUAUAAAGCAGGCAGACAUGGUCAAGAGCUUAAGUUGCUGUUUGAUCAAACACAAAUGGACAACCCAUGUGCUCUAAAUGACUUUGACAGGAGUAUAAUUAUUGGUGCCAGGCAUGGACUCAGUCUGUUGACUUUACAGAGAAUGGGAUGGCAGACAGACAGAAGACAUCCAUUGAUUGGCAAACGGCAGACUCAUUUGGCACCUCUAAACACACAGCAUGUCGGACUUUAAAGCAGCUGGGCUACAGCAGCAGAAGAUCAUGACAGGUUCUAUAACUGACAGCAAGGCUGCACUGGGCAUGUGGGCAUCAAAAGCAGACAAUUGUAGACUGGAAAAAUGUUGUCUGCUCUGGUGAGUCUCGAUUUCUGCUGUGAUGAACGAUCUGACAAAAACAUCGAUCCAGCCUUGUGUCAACAGUACAGGUGGUGGAGAAUUGGAGUGGGGAAGGUUUUUUGGCAAACCAGACCUCUUAAUAUCAAUAAAUAAAUAAAUGUAUUGAUGGCACACCCUUCAACUAAAAUUUGAGGGAUAUGUCUUCGUCAACUUGGUGCACACGGAUUUUCCCAUUUUAUUGCAAUUUUAUUUAUUUUUUUUCUUCAGUUGCAAGUCUGCAGUGCACAGAAUCUUUAUUAACCAAGUACAUCAUCUCGGCCUUUCCAGAAUUUUAAUAUUGCGUUUUUUACUUUCUCGUAUACAAAGUACAGUGGAACCUCGGUUCAUGACCAUAAUUCGUUCCAAAACUCUGGUCGUAAACCGAGUUGGUCGUGAACCGAACCAGUUUCUCCCAUAGGAUUGUAUGUAAAUACAAUUAAUCCGUUCCAGACCGUACGAACUGUAUGUAAAUAUAUAUAUUUUUUAGUUUUUAAGCACACGCUUAGUUAAUUAUACCAUAGAAUGCACAGCGUAAUAGUAAACUAAAUGUAAAAACAUUGAAUAACACUGAGAAAACAAACAACAGAGAAAACUAACACUGCAAUAGUUCGCGCUAUAGUGCUAGGAACCGCUCGCUAAAAACACUUUUUUUAAUGAGUUUUAAGCACAGGGGGAAAACUGAACAUUUGAAAAAUCCGUAAUUUAAUAAACCACCAAGAAAAGUAACAUUGCAACAAUCACUGUAAACAGAACUGAAAACAAAAACAAGCCUUCUCUACCUUAUGCAUCCCUCCCUCUCUCGCUCGUACGCGCGUGUGCCUGUGUGUGUGCGUGUGUCUCUCUUUUGCGAGCCUGGAGUGCCUGUGUGUGUCUCUAGUGCACUCCUGUGUGUGUGCACCCGCGUCUGUCUCUCUCGUGCUCCUGUGUGUGUGCGCGGCUCUCUCUGUCUGCUGCCUGUGUGUGUGCCUCUGUCACUGCCUCUCUCUCCCGCUGCCUCUGUGUGUGUGUGUGUGUGUGUCACGCGCUCUCGCUCUCUCUCUCUUGCUCGCUGCACAGGAAAUGCACAGGGAGAGACUGAACAUAUACAAACCUAAAGGUAACCUGGCUUGUUCGUAUACCGAGUGUGUGGUCGUGAACUGAGGCAAAAGUUUGGCGAACUUUUUGGUCAUAAACCGAUUUGUACGUGUACCGAGACGUUCGUGAACCGAGGUUCCACUGUAUAGGGAAAAAAUGGGAAUCCUCCAAAAAGUCGAUUUAGAGAUUUUGAUGGAUCUCAAUGUUUUUGACCUCCAUGAGUCCGAAGGAAUUAUGUCUGUGUGUGUGUUUGUGUAUGUAAACACGAUAACUUGAGUACACUUUCACUUUGGUCAACCAAAUUUUGCACACAAGUAUUAGGUACAAAACGUAGAUUUCUAUCAACUUUUGAGCUAUUUCUGCUAACCAGAAGUGGUACUUUAUCAAAUUUUUUAUAUUUUUAGGGAAACGUUUCAGGUAAUUUCACAUCAUAUUAUGGUAAAGCACCAAAUUCUAAGCAUUUUUUGUUGCUUUACAUUUUUCCGAAAAAUGACCGCUUUGCCAGAUAAUCACAAUUUUCCGUUUGACGUACAAAUUAGUAAUACAUAUUUAAGAACGUUUUUGCUUUACGUGAACAAAAUUUUGUGUACAAGUAUUACAUUACACAUAUUACUAAAAAUCUCUUGCAACGCUUGACCCACUUCCGCUUACUGAAAGUGGUAAUUUACCUGAAUUGUUCACCAAAAUAAAAUUAUCAUGGCAAACUUUUUAUUCA
Erpetoichthys calabaricus (reedfish) is the source of this 5066-nucleotide messenger RNA. Its product is annotated as transcription termination factor 1-like. The coding region runs from base 245 to 2500 and encodes 751 amino acids. NCBI's taxonomy places the organism in Eukaryota, Metazoa, Chordata, Cladistia, Polypteriformes, Polypteridae. The transcript is spliced from 12 exons. The record is from RefSeq and is a predicted model, not a curated record.